AUGGCAUCAUCAUUUUCUGGCCUAACAAGUUCCAUUGUUCUUGUGUUUCUUUGUGUGGCCGUGCGCGUGACAUACGGGACUCAGGAGAAUAGGCCAGUGCUGUUCAUAUUUGGAGAUUCAACUGCAGAUGUGGGCACUAAUAAUUUUCUGGGAACAGGAGCAAGGGCCAAUGUCCCUUACUAUGGGAUUGAUUUUCCAAACUCUGUGGCCACGGGAAGGUUCAGCAAUGGCUUCAACACUAUUGACCACAUUGCUAAACUAUUCGGAUACGUGGAGAGUCCGCCACCAUACUUGGCUCUGCGAUUUGAUCAUCCCGACACUUUCAAUAAGAAUGUACUAAGAGGGGUGAAUUUUGCAUCAGGAGGGUCUGGAAUUCUCAGAGAAACUGGGAAAAAAAAAUGGGGCGGGGUAUUACCCCUUGAGAAGCAAGUGGAACAAUUUGCAGUGGUGCGAUCAAGUAUAGCUGAGACACUGGGGACUAAUCAGACUGCAACUUUCCUUUCAAAAGCUUUGUUCAUAAUCAGCGUUGGAGGCAACGACCUGUUGGAAUUCUCCACCAACCAAAGUGCCACCAGAUUAGGCCAGAAUCAAUACUUGGCUGCUCUUCAAUCCAACUACUACACUCAAAUUCUGAAUCUAUACGCAUUAGGGGCAAGAAAAUUUGGGAUCAUAAGCGUAGCAGCCAUAGGGUGCUGUCCUGCAGUAAAAGCGAUGAACAAUAAUGGAGGAGAGUGUGUGGAACCACUCAACAAAUUUGCAACAGUAUUCAACUCUGUAACUGCUUCCACGUUGCAGAGGUUAAGCUCUGACCUGAGGGAUUUCAAGUACUCACUGGGCGAUUCCUUUGCUAUGACUUCAGCCGUCCUGCGAAGUCCCUCCUUGUUUGGCAUAAAGGAGACGAAGAAGGCAUGUUGUGGAGUUGGGAAGCUGAAUGGACAAGGUCCAUGCCUUAAGUCCAUUAAUGCUGAGCUUUGUGGAAACCGUAAUGAUUUCUUGUUUUGGGAUUGGUUCCAUCCAACUGAUAAAGCUUCCUUUCUAGCAGCUUCUAAACUUUUUAACGGACCUCCCAUUUUGGUCACUCCCAUCAACUUCCGUCAGCUUGCUCAGAUUUAG
This is a messenger RNA of Neltuma alba, 1113 nucleotides long. Its product is annotated as GDSL esterase/lipase At4g16230-like. Lineage: Eukaryota; Viridiplantae; Streptophyta; Magnoliopsida; Fabales; Fabaceae. Gene Ontology annotation, molecular function: hydrolase activity, acting on ester bonds. Bases 1 to 1113 code for a protein of 370 amino acids. The record is from RefSeq and is a predicted model, not a curated record. The transcript is spliced from 4 exons.